CGGCAAUAUUGUACAUAGCCAAGUUUAUAUAUUACAAGUACAUAGCCAUGUUAUUUAUAUUAUCUACUCUUGACAUAGCGCAUUGAGUUUGAAGUUAGCACUACUACUAGGCCUACUACUGAAGGGGUCGUUGUCGUAUCAGCAGAGCCAUGGAAAUUGAGGAGGAACAGGACCGGCCCACGCCUGAAAUGUCACUGACUGGUUUCCUGUUUGGAAACAUUGACAAGAAGGGUCAACUUGAAGAUGAUGUUCUGGACUCGGAAUCGAAACAGCAUCUAAAUGGAUUGACUCAGCUGAGCGGUAUUGGUUCGAUGGUGGAACAGCUGACCAAGGAUGAAGAAGAAAACAAGAGUCAAGACUCUGACACAGACGGUGAUUCCACCCAGGAGAGCAGUGACGCGUUCGCGCACAAGGCGAGUUCCGCGGUCGAUUAUUCGGACAUCAAUGAGAUGGCCGACGACAGUGACGAGGCAAAGUUCCGCAGCGCCAUGGACGCGAUGCAGAUGCAAGCGCCCCCUGUCGCCAAAGUCGACGACGACGACUACGACGCCGACGAUGAUGAUGAGAAAGAGAAGGUGGACUCCAAGUUGAUGCCGCCGCCAGCUGCGCCGCCGGUCAAGUCGGAGGAGAAAGCCGACGGGAAGGAUGGCAGGGAGGAUAGAGCUGGAGGUGACCAACAACUGGAGAUCAUGGACGAUUCGAGGGUGGAUGCCCCUCUUGCUGACAUGAUGCCUCCUGAACUCAAGAACAUCGACGUGAGGGAGCUAUUUCCUGCUUUCCGACCAGGCAAGGUUCUGCGAUUCUCGCGGCUCUUCGGUCCUUCGGGCCUCUCCCAGGUGUGGCGCGGCGUAAAGAAGAAGCGAAGGAAGCCCGCGCAGCAGCAGCAGGAGGAGGAGCAGGCCGGCGGCGAGGGGGAGGCGCGGCGUGACGAGGAGGAGGAGGAGCCGGCAGAGAAGAGAAGCCGCGGCUUCGACGUCGAAGACCCCGGCGACCCGCCGAGUCCGUCGGAGUGCCUGACCGACGACGAGAUUCACAUGAUGGAGCCGGAGAAGAAGGAGGUGCAGGAGGAGGAGCACAGCAUCGCUAAGCAGGAUCGUCUGCCGAAGGUGGCGCCGUGGCGAUACGGACCCGCGCAGCUGUGGUACGACAUGAUGGGCGUGUCAGAGGAUGGCGACGGAUUCGAUUACGGCUUCAAGCUGAAGAAGAAGAAGAAGAAGAAGAGGAAAGAAGACGGUGAAGAUAAAGGUCCUCCAAUGCCUGAGGUCGUCGAGAAGGAUCCGUUCAACAUGUCUAACGACGAGUACUACAACCCGAAGCUAACGCUGGACAACGCGCUGAGGCACAACGUGGGCGGAGGCGGCAUGCUGCAGCACUCUACGCCGGCGAUCGAGCUGAGGCAGCCUUUCUUCGUCACGCACCUCGGCCCGAUGCGACUCCGCAACUGGCACCGGCAACCCCUGAAGAAGUACUCUCACGGCAUGAUGGCUCAGCCGGGACCGCAUCCCGUGCAUCCGCUGUUGAAACAGAUCAAGAAGAAAGCACGGGUGAGGGAGCAGGAACGGCAGGCGUCCGGCGGCGGAGAGAUGUUCUUCAUGCGCACGCCACAGGACCUCACGGGCAUGGACGGCGAGCUCGUGUUCUUCGAGUAUUCCGAGGAACACGCGCCGGCGAUGAUGAACGCAGGCAUGGCGACGAAGAUCAAGAACUACUACAAGCGCAAACCAGGCAAAGAUUCGGGAGCCCCUGAGCUACCGUACGGUGAGCUGUCAUACGCUCACACAUCACCCUUCCUCGGUUCUCUUGCUCCUGGCCAGUGCCUGCAGGCGACAGAGAACAACAUGUUCCGAGCUCCGAUCUAUCCACACGAGAUGCCGCAGACGGACUUUCUCAUCAUACGCACCAGGCAACACUACUACAUUCGUGAGGUGAACACGAUCUUCACGCUGGGGCAGCUGGCUCCGUUGCUCGAGGUGCCCGGACCAAACUCGAAGAAGGCGAAUAAUUUCAUUCGUGACUUCCUGCAGGUGUUCAUCUAUCGGCUGUUCUGGAAAAGUAAAGACGUCCCCCGCAGAAUCAAGAUGGACGACAUCAAGAAGGCCUUUCCUUCUCACUCAGAAAGCAGCAUCAGAAAACGCUUAAAGCUCUGCGCUGACUUUAAACGAACCGGUAUGGACUCUAACUGGUGGGUGGUGAAGCCAGAGUGGCGUCUGCCGACGGAGGAGGAGAUCCGAGCAAUGGUGUCACCAGAGCAGUGCUGUGCCUGGUACAGCAUGCUGGCAGCCGAGCAACGGCUCAAGGAUGCCGGCUACGGAGAGAAGUCCCUCUUCGCCAACGAAGACGACAUGGACAUAGAAGAUUCGCAAGUGAAGAUUGACGACGAGGUAUGGAAGCAUUGGGUGGCCAGCAUAGUUGCCAAGUCCGGCGCUGUGGGCCUGCAGCAGCUGCCGACCGGCCUGACUACGAGCAGCUUGACCGUGAAGUCCGGACCGAUGGGAAACAAGACGGUCGUGCUGAAGCAGAUGCCUCAGGUGCCCCUCGGCUCCGGCGGCAGCGGCGAGCGGGAGCAGCAACAAGCGAACGUCUGGUACUCGAUCUUUCCCGUCGAGAACUCUGAUCUCAUCUACGGUCGCUGGGAGGACGACGUCAUAUGGGACGCGGAGAACAUGGAGAGGAUUCCAACGCCAAAAAUUCUGACCCUUGACCCAAAUGACGAGAACAUCAUCUUGGACAUACCACAAGAUCCCGAUCCAAACGACCAGCAGGGAACGGAAUCACCGACCAAGGAUAAGAAGACGGAGCCUAAGAAGUCGAGAAUCUUGCUAGGGAAGCAUGGUAUAGCUGUGAAACAGGAAGAAGUGGAACCUGACGAGCAAUCGCCGGCGCCCCCUAAGAAGACUGUGACGGGUACGGACGCCGACCUGAGACGACUCAACCUGAAGACGGCCAAGCAGCUGCUGAGGAAGUUUGGGGUGCCGGAUGACGAGAUCAACAAGCUUCCUCGCUGGGACGUCAUAGACAUGGUACGGACAUUGUCCACAGUCCAGUCGAAAGCAGGAGACAGCGAAUCCGCUAUGAGCAAGUUUGCGCGAGGUAACCGCUUCAGCAUAGCGGAGCAUCAGGAGCGCUACAAGGAGGAGUGCCAGCGCGUGUUCGACCUUCAGAACCGCGUCAUGUCGUCGUCGGAGGUACUGUCGACGGACGAGGAGAGCUCGUCGGACGACUCCGUCAUCGAGGAGAUGGCCAAGAACAUGGAGAAGAUGCUGAAGACGAAGAAGAGCACCGUGCAGAUCUCUCACGAGAGGGAGGAGGUCGAGCGAAGGGAGCUGCAGAAGAUGAUGGCAGGGGAAGCCGAGGGAUCGCAGACGGCCGGUGGAAAGAAGAAGAAGCCAGGGAGGAGGGAGAGGGAGGAGGGAGAGGGAGGGGUAAUCGACCUGUACAUGCGCAUACGCGACACGAAGAAUGACCAGUUCAUAUCGCAGUUCGCAGCGCUGGACGAGCAUCAGCGAGAGGAGAUCAAGCGAGAGAAGCGCCGGCUGCAGGAGAAGCUGAGACGCAUCAAGCGUAACGAGAUGAAGGCGCAGCUGCAGCCGUCGUCGCAUACGACUCCGCCGAGGAGGAAGAUGAAGCUGAAGCCCCAGCUCAAGGUGGCGGUGACGGAGGAGCAGGAGGAGGAGAUGGGGAAACACAUUGUGGAGGAUAAGCACGUGAACGUCGAAGGAACGAAGAUCACCGUGCCUCGCAAGCUCGUCGAUCACGUCGACCGUGUGCGCAUGGAAGCCCUCAAGCUGAAGAUACCGAAGCAGCUGAUGAAGCAGGAUCGCAGCAAGCGGCGACGCCCCGGCACCAUCGUCCACUGCGACUACCUGCGCAAACCGAAGCAGUCGGCUAACAGGCGGCGCACGGACCCGAUGGUGACGAUGUGCAGCAUGUUUGAGGGCAUCCUGAGCGAGAUCCGCGAGCUGCCGGACACGGCUCCCUUCCUGUACGCUGUCAACGGCAAGGCCGUGCCCGACUACUACAUCAUCAUCGAGACACCGAUGGAUGUACAGGCCAUCCGCGAGAAUGUCAGGAAGAAGAAAUAUCAGUCGAGGGAGGACUUCCUCGGUGAUAUCAACCAGAUCGUGACGAACAGCAUUCUCUACAACGGUGCCAACCACAUGCUCACCAAGGUUGCUCAGUCGAUGAUGGAUCUCUGUCUGAGGACGUUUGCGGAGAAGGAGGAGAAGCUCAUGCGGCUGGAGAAGGCCAUCAACCCUCUCCUUGAUGACGACGACCAGGUCGCCUUCUCCUUCAUCCUCGAGAAUGUCACGCAGAAGCUCUACCAAGUGCCAGACUCGUGGCCGUUCCACAAGCCUGUCAACAGGAAACUGAUAAAGGACUACUACACGAUCGUUAAGACACCGAUGGACCUCGAUACCGUCAAGAUGAAGCUGCAGAAGCACAAGUACCGCACGCGCGAGGACUACAUGACCGACGUCGAGCUCAUGUGGAUCAACAGCGUCACGUACAACGGCGCCGAACACGCGUUCACCGCCAUCGGUGCCAAGGUCAUGGAGCUAGCCAAGGAGGAGCUGAACGUGGUGCGUGCGU
This is a messenger RNA of Priapulus caudatus, 4590 nucleotides long. Its product is annotated as transcription initiation factor TFIID subunit 1-like. NCBI's taxonomy places the organism in Eukaryota, Metazoa, Priapulida, Priapulimorpha, Priapulimorphida, Priapulidae. Gene Ontology annotation, biological process: transcription by RNA polymerase II; RNA polymerase II preinitiation complex assembly. The annotation marks the transcript as partial. Gene Ontology annotation, molecular function: RNA polymerase II general transcription initiation factor activity; TBP-class protein binding; histone acetyltransferase activity. Gene Ontology annotation, cellular component: transcription factor TFIID complex. The transcript is spliced from 34 exons. The record is from RefSeq and is a predicted model, not a curated record.